AUGGUGGAUCCUACCCGGUCAAUGGAGUCCCGGACAGGGCGAAAAAACCAACGUUACGGAUCGAAAGGCGAAAGACUCGUGGCCGGUGUGGUCCCGCUGUCAACGGAUAAGACGAAAGUCCUCAUGAUCCAGUCCGCCGGACGAGGCGGCUGGGUGCUUCCCAAAGGAGGGUGGGAAACCGACGAAGAGAGUGCCCAGCUGGCUGCCUGCAGAGAGGCCUGGGAAGAGGCCGGAGUCAUCUGCACGGUGCAGCAAGAUCUGGGCCUGAUCCCGGACAUGCGCCCGUCGACGUUGCUGACGUCGCAUGCUCCGAAGGCUUCCUACCAGUUCUUCGAGGUCACCGUGGAUCGCGAAGAGGAUCAGUGGCCGGAGAUGCACAAACGAAAACGUCAAUGGGUCGCAUACGCUCAAGCGGCGGCGGCUCUUGCCAGUCGUCCCGAGCUGUUGGAGGCAUUGAAUCGCAGUUCCGUGAAAAAAUAG
Molecule: messenger RNA, 480 nt
Organism: Aspergillus melleus
Lineage: Eukaryota; Fungi; Ascomycota; Eurotiomycetes; Eurotiales; Aspergillaceae
Product: NUDIX hydrolase
Exons: 2
Coding region: 1-480 (159 amino acids)
Biological process (GO): adenosine 5'-(hexahydrogen pentaphosphate) catabolic process; diadenosine pentaphosphate catabolic process; diphosphoinositol polyphosphate metabolic process
Cellular component (GO): cytoplasm; nucleus
Molecular function (GO): bis(5'-adenosyl)-hexaphosphatase activity; bis(5'-adenosyl)-pentaphosphatase activity; endopolyphosphatase activity
Source: RefSeq, a predicted model, not a curated record